Molecule: messenger RNA, 408 nt
Organism: Staurois parvus
Lineage: Eukaryota; Metazoa; Chordata; Amphibia; Anura; Ranidae
Source: the annotation of a GenBank genome assembly
AUGCAGACUGCUUCUACAAACAUUUGUGAAAGGCUGUGCAAUAAGUCCAUCCGUGACAUUUUCUUGCUACUAAAUAUUCCACGGUCCACUGUUAGUGGGAUUAUAACAAAGUGGAAGCAACUGGGAACAACUGCAACUCAGCCAUGAAGUAGUAGGACACGUAAAAUGACAGAUCGGGGUCAGCACAUGCUGAAGCGCACAGUGCGCAGAAGUCGCCAACUGUCUGCAGAAUCAAUAGCUAAAGACCUCCAGACUUCAUGUGGCCUUCAGAUUAGCACAACAACAGUGAUUAGAGAGCUUCAUGGAAUGGGUUUCCAUGGCCGAGUAGCUGCAUCCAAGCCUUACAUCACCAAGUGCAAUGCAAAGCGUCGGAUGCAGUGGUGUAAAGCACGCCAGCACUGGACUCUA